GGUACUUCAUGUGGUGUUUGCCAAGAAGUUUGUGGUACACGGAGUGUCCAGUGCGGCACUUGUCACCUUCGGUACCACGUAGAAUGCCAGAAGUUAUCUACUGAACAUUGGACGGAUCUUGCCAGCAUAAAAAUGCAUUACAUAUGCAUAAGGUGCUGCCAGUCACAUGGUAAAUUUAGUUUUGAGUUAGCUCAAAUGCGUCUGGCGAAAUCGGCUGUACGCGGAAUUGAGGAACUUAGAGUAGCAGUCCGUCUUGAGAAAAUACUUAUGAGGACUGCGGGUUCUUUUGAGUGUAUAAAGGUUCCUGCAAAUGUUGAAUUUUCUGAGGACAAGACGGCUGCAGAAAUCCUUAAAAGUUGUGGACGACAAACGAUAAACAGCCGUAUGCCAGUUCGUGUUAAAGGGGAUGGGAAUUGUUUAUUCAAUGCCAUCUCACUUGCUGUGUGUGGGGACGAGACAAGAUCAGGAGAAAUUAGAGCAAGAACUACUAUUGAAAUAAUAGACCAAUGCGACUGGUAUAUGUCACAGCAUGAUAAUACGGAUUUAAACCUGGUGUCUCCUGAUUUCAAUGAAGUUUGUCUGUAUUCUGCCAUCCCUGGAAAAGAUUCAUCAGUUAUGACAAUGUAUGCAGCAAGUUCUGUUGUAAACAGAGAAAUAAUAUCUGUAUAUCCCUCUGUCAACGGCAUGCUUGACAAAUGUAUAGGUAUUCUCAAUACCAAAAUUAUCCCUCGGGAUGGAGAUCAUGAGACGUUCCUCUUCACCAGUGAGAGCGUAGGCGAAGGCCACCCCGACAAAAUUUGCGAUCAGAUCAGCGACGCAGUGCUUGAUGCCCAUCUUAGCCAGGACCCUGACGCCAAAGUUGCUUGUGAAACGUGUACCAAAACUGGUAUGAUCCUGAUCUGUGGGAAGAUUACGUCCAAGGCCCAAGUUAAUUAUCAACAAAUUGUGCGUGAUAUUGUUAAGAAAAUUGGUUUUGAUGAUUCACGAAAGGGCUUUGACUACAAGACCUGCAAUAUUCUUCUGGCCCUGGAGCAAAAGUGUGCGGAGAUUGCUAAUGGUGUACACAUCGGGCGCAGUGAUGACAACAUUGGUUCAGGGGACCAGGGACUGAUGUUUGGUUAUGCCACUGAUGAGACCGAUGAGUGCAUGCCCUUAACUAUUAUGCUGGCACACCGUCUCAAUCAGAAGAUUGCAGAGCUGCGAAGAGAUGGGACGUUCUGGUGGGCGCGACCUGACUGUAAAACUCAAGUCACAUGCCAGUAUGCCUUCGAUCAAGGAGCUGUUAUUCCCAAAAGAGUGAACACUGUUGUCGCUUCUGUACAGCACUCGGAACAAAUUACUGUCGAAGCUUUGCGUGACGAGGUUAUAGAGAAGGUCAUCAAGGUCAUUAUUCCUGAAAAAUAUAUAGAUACUCAAACGAAAUACCACAUCAACCCUUGCGGAGAAUUCAUCAUGGGUGGACCUCAAGGUAACGCUGGGCUAACUGGUAGGAAAAUCAUCGUUGACACUGACGGUGGGUGGGUCGCUCACAUCGGGGGAGCGUUCUCUGGCAAAGAUUACACAAAGAUUGACCGCUCAGCGGCCUAUGCCGCCCGAUGGGUUGCCAAGUCACUGGUGAAAAACAAAUUAUGUAGACGCUGUUUGGUUCAGGUAUCUUACGCCAUUAGUGUUGUGCACCCCAUAAGCAUCAGCAUCUUCCACUAUGGCACCUCACAGUACACAUCAAAACAGCUUCUGAAGAUUGUUAACCACAACUAUGAUCUACGACUAGGACAUAUUGUCAAGGAGCUGGGCUUAAAGAGACCAAUUUACAGUGAUACCUCGUGUUAUGGACAUUUUGGACGGCAACAGUUCUCUUGGGAGCAGCCCAAGAAGUUGACCAUCCCUAAAUUUUAG
Molecule: messenger RNA, 1896 nt
Organism: Procambarus clarkii (red swamp crayfish)
Lineage: Eukaryota; Metazoa; Arthropoda; Malacostraca; Decapoda; Cambaridae
Source: RefSeq, a predicted model, not a curated record